Molecule: messenger RNA, 6999 nt
Organism: Sinocyclocheilus anshuiensis
Lineage: Eukaryota; Metazoa; Chordata; Actinopteri; Cypriniformes; Cyprinidae
Product: protein bicaudal C homolog 1-like
Exons: 22
Coding region: 77-2968 (963 amino acids)
Cellular component (GO): cytoplasm
Molecular function (GO): RNA binding; protein binding
Source: RefSeq, a predicted model, not a curated record
CGAUGACUGGCGCUCACUCUCCGCGGGAAUGAUCUGAUCUGACGGCUGCGGAGAGUCAGCGGUGCUCUGUGAAGUCAUGGCCGCUCAGUGUGAACCCUUAAGCGGAUACUUACAGCAGUCCGAUCCGGGCUCCAACAGCGAGCGCAGCGCGGAUUCCCCUCUGCCCGUGUCUGAGGAUGACUCCAGCGGACCCACGGCGCCUCCGGACCCCGAGUGGACCGAGGAGAGGUUUCGAGUGGACCGGAAAAAACUGGAGAUCAUGCUAUUAGCUGCCACGGAGGGGCGAGUCAACGGAGGUGAGGACUUCUUUCAAAAGGUCAUGGAGGAGACAGAUACUCAGAUUGCAUGGCCUUCCAAGCUAAAGAUCGGUGCUAAGUCAAAGAAAGAUCCACAUAUCAAAGUUAGCGGUAAGAGAGACAAUGUGAAAGAAGCCAAGGAGAAGAUCAUGUCUGUCCUGGACACAAAGAGCAAUCGCGUGACUCUAAAGAUGGACGUCUCACAUACCGAGCAUUCACAUGUCAUCGGCAAAGGGGGAAACAAUAUCAAGAAGGUGAUGGAGGACACGGGCUGUCACAUCCACUUCCCCGACUCCAACCGCAACAACCAGGCUGAGAAGAGCAACCAGGUGUCCAUAGCCGGCCAGCCAGGAGGAGUGGAGGCCGCCAGAGCCCGAAUUCGGGAGUUACUUCCUUUGGUGUUGAUGUUCGAGCUGCCAGUCAUAGUACAGCUGAACCCUGACCCCAGCUCUCCUGCCAUCCAGCACAUCUCCCAGACGUACAACAUCUCUGUGGCCUUCAAACAAAGGUCCAGACUCUAUGGAGCAACAGGAGUAGUGCGGGGCUCACAGAAUAAUGCUGAAGCCGUGAAGAGGGGCACAGCGGUUUUACUGGAGCACCUCACGGGCAACCUGGCCAGCGCCAUCACGGUCAGCACGCAGCUUGACAUCGCGCCCCAGCACCACCUCUUCAUAAUGGGCCGCAACGGCAGCAACAUCAAGCACAUCAUGCAGCGCACAGGAGCGCAGGUCCACUUCCCAGACCCCAACUGCCCACAGAAGAAAUCCACCGUCUAUGUGCAGGGAACCAUUGACUCUGUGUGUCUGGCUCGCCAGUACCUGAUGGGCUGCCUGCCACUGGUGCUGAUGUUUGAUAUCAAAGAGGACAUUGAGGUGGAACCGCAGUGCAUUACUUCCCUAAUGGAACAGCUUGAUGUGUUCAUUAGUGUCAAACCCAAACCCAAGCAACCCAGCAAGUCAGUGAUAGUGAAGAGUGUGGAGAGGAAUGCUCUGAACAUGUAUGAGGCCAGGCGUUAUCUGUUGGGUUUGGAGAGCAGUGGUGUAUCAGUCCCCACCAGCAGUAACAGCAGCAGUCCUCCGUCCACCCCUGCUCCACCUCCACCUCUCAGCUUCCCCGUUGGCCUUGACAUCCUGGCCUCUGCUGGCCUUGGCCUCACCAGCCUGGGUCUGCUGGGACCUAUGACAGCCUCCAUGACAGGACCAUCCACCAACUCCCUUCUCAACGCUCUCAACAGCUCCAUCAGUCCAUUACAGACAUCCACCUCUGGAACACCCAGCCCCAAUCUCUGGCCCAACUCACUGGCCAGUCCUGCCAGCACUCCAGGUUUCUCAUCACCCUUGAUGAUCCACCCAGCCACCCAGGCCACUCUAACUAGCAUCUUGCUGUCAGGGGUGCCAGGCUACACCCAGAACACUCCGUCCCCUCCGCCUGGUCUCGCCCCCAUAGACGCCCAAGUCAACGGAGUAUCAGACUGCAGUAAAGCCGUGUCCCCCCUUAGUAGCAAACAACCCAGCACCAUGUACAGCAGAAUGUCUGCAGCGUCUCUGGCAGAUAAAGUUCUGACCGCAGCUCAUGGCAACUCUGUGCAGGAAGCCAGUCUCCACUGCCCUUCUGAACCUGAAGGAUCGGAUACGUUCGUGGAGGUGGGCAUGCCUCGAAGCCCCUCUCACUCGGGAAACAGCAAUGAACUGAAGCAGAUGUUGGCGUCUUGUAAGACAACGUCAGGAAAGAGGCAAGCCCUGGAGCUGCUACAGGGCACCAAGAACUCCCUCCUACAUUCAGACUGUCUGUUGUCAGACUCUGACUCCAGCGCCUCGGAGAGUCCGGUGGCUGAUAAACGCGCUCCAGGCAGUGAAAGAGCAGCCGAACGGGCCGCUCUGCAGAAUUCAGACAGAAUCCGCCUGCCGCCCCAAUCCUCCUUCUCCAGCAUGCAGGCGUUCGACUAUGAGCAAAAGAAGUUAUUGGCAACCAAAGCCAUGUUAAAGAAGCCAGUGGUGACGGAGGUCCGAACCCCUACUAACACGUGGAGCGGUCUGGGCUUCUCAAAGUCUAUGCCUGCAGAAACUAUUAAGGAGUUGCGCCGGGCAAACCAUGUGUCUUAUAAACCUACCAUGUCAACUACAUAUGAGGGGUCGCCUCUAGCCCUGUCCCGCUCCAACAGUAGAGAGGGGGUGGCGAGUGGCAGUGACUCGGAUAACUGGAGGGAAAGGAAUGGGAGCGGGCUCCCAGUACACAGCGACUUCCCCUCUCCCAUCAGCCCCAAAAGGAAGCAGAACAAAACAGAGCACUACCUAAGCAGCAGCAACUACAUGGACUGCAUCUCGUCGGUGAUGGGAACUAACGGCUGUAAUCUCAACACAUCUUUCAAAGGAUCAGAUCUGCCUGAGCUCUUCAGUAAACUUGGCCUCGGGAAAUAUACCGACGUCUUCCAACAGCAGGAGAUUGACCUUCAGACGUUCCUCACGCUGACCGAUCAGGACCUGAAAGAGCUCGGCAUCACUACAUUUGGAGCCCGCAGGAAAAUGCUGCUGGCCAUUUCAGAGCUGAACAAGAACCGAAGGAAGCUCUUUGAGCCGCCCAACAUCCGCUCCUCGUUCCUGGAAGGGGGCGCCAGCGGUCGACUGCCACGCCAGUUCCACACAGACAUUGCCAGUGUGAGCGGGCGCUGGUGAGCCCAUGCCAAUGCACCAACGGACAGCCUGAAACUGCACAAAUUCCCAUUCCCAACUCCAACCUGAUAUACAGUACUGGACCAAAACCCGGACCUUCUGAAACUGUGCCAAAUAAACAAAGUCUAUGGAACAGAGGUUAAGGGUCAAAUAACUGUUGAAUAUUAUAUGCAGUAUGGUACAUUAUGCAAUAUGGUACUCAUGUUACAAUGAAGGAAAUGCAGUGAAUGAUCAUUGGAGCUCCUGCACUGUGCUUGUAUAUGGAGCAGGCAGAUUUUAUUUAUAUGCUUGUCUUAGGCUUCAACAUACUAAUUCUUUGCACUUUAAAAAAUGCUAAAUAUUUUGUCCAUGGACAGAUUCGCCUGACUAGAUGCGCCUGGAUUUUAUUUAAAGCACUUAAAUGGAUAUCAAGCCAAAGUGUUCUGCACAAAUUAUCCAUAAGGGAAGCUUAUCUCAUCCCACGACUGCAUUACAGUGAAAUCACCAGCCUGUUGUCAUUACUUAUGGAUCUUAGUCAGAGUAGACAGCAUAUUGCAUUUGACAGAAAUUAAAUGGAGUGUACGUCUAUCCCUCACAGGCUUGUUUUCAUUCAGGUCAAAUUAAAAUAGUCUACCCUGACUGAAUUCCACAGUACAUUGUCUAUAUAGUAUUUCUAAACCUAUAAAUAGUUUACUUUUAAAGGGAAAAUGAAAAAUCUACAUUAUUUUAGUAUAUGACUUUAGUUCUUCUAUGGAACUCAAAAGAAGAUACUUCGAAGAAUGUUUCAGCUGUUUUUGUCCAUACAGUGAAAGUUAAUUGAGUGCACUAGUUGGUUCUAGAACUAUUUUUGCCAUUCAUUUUUUUCCCAAAGGGAUUAUGUAAAAAAAAAAAGAAAAACUUAUUUUAAAGUGUUAAAAGCAAGGAACCAAGUCAUUUUUUGUACAGAUUCAUGGGUAAUGUAAUAUUUCACCACAAAUUCUGCUGUUAUAAACAAUUAUUUUAAAAAUGAGUUGAAAAUACAGCUACAAGCAGCAUUUACUGGGGUUCAAUCGCUUUAAGGAAUUUGAGCACAUAUGAAAAAAGAUAUAUGUAUUAUUAUUUAGCAUCCAUCCAAAUAAAUUAUUUAAAAGAGCAUUUUCUGGUAAUUCCAGGUAAUUUACCAUAGAAAUAUGACAUUUUUUAACAUUUAUGGGUGUUAUAGCAACACCUAUAGUCCAAUAUCAAUAAAAGUUGGCAUGCCUCUUUAGUAUUAUAUGCUGCAUGGGCUCACCUAAUUUCGUAAAGUUCCGAGUUUUCGUUCAGGAAUUAUAGGCUUUUAGGUAUAUUUGGCCACACCCAUAUUGUAAUGACCCUGUUAUAGUUAACCAAAGUGUAAAUUUCAGAUUGUUUUUGAUAAUUAUUGACCUAGAGAGUCCAGAGAAUUGUACUGCAGUGGUUUUGUUGAGAUUGAGCAAAAAACCUAUAGGACUAGUUCGCAAAAGUAGUUUUCUUUUAAAUAAUCUUGAAUAAUUAAUGAACGAUUUUUUUGACAAUAGUAGUUCUUGAGGAAAAGUUGUUCAGAAUGAGGAGAUCUAACAUAUGAUAUGAAUAUUGUGUGUGUGGGUAAAACGCUGCAUGAUUUCUGCAGAUUCGGCCUCUGUUAACCCCCAUCUAAUAUGUGAUCGCAAUUCAUUGGCGAAUUACGGCCAUGAUUUUCAAGAUAAAUGAACGUGCUCAUAGACAGCGGUGGCACUUUGGACACAGACACUGUGUGUGAAUUUUCAAGUCAAUCAGACUAACGGGUGCAUAGUUAUAGCCAUUUUUAUGUUUUAGUCCUAUUAUAGCGCCACACAGUGGUCAGACUCUUUUUCUCAUGUAACCUCAGAUUGAGGUCUUACAUAUGCAUAUCGAGUUUUGUCUAAAUAUCUUAUUCCAUUGAAAAGUUAUAGCUGUUUUAGGAAAAGUGCCCCUCUUUCGAACGUUUUGGCAUCCCUUUGCGACGGUGAGUCGAAAACUCAAAAUUUUUUGAUCAUUUUUGAUAUUCACUCUCCAGAUAAUAUAUAUAUAUUUUUUUUAAGUUUAUUUCCGAUCAGGUGAAAAACUUAGGACUAGUUCGCCAAAGUAGGUUUUUCAAAAAAUACAAAAGAUUCUGUGGUGAUUGAAUCCGUAUAAUAUAAGUCAUUUGAGUCUUCGACAAGUACUUUAGGAGUUAUUAGCGAUUUCGUACUUUUGAUUGCUGUAGCGCCCCCCUCAGGCCGAUCGGGGCAAGCCUUGAUGACGUUGUAGACAUGGUGAGUACUACCAUCCCUCAAAGUUUCAGGUCUCUACGCCUUAUGGUUUGGUCUGCCCGAUCACUUUUAGGUCAGAAUGGUGAUCUUUGAAAAUCUUAACAAUUACGAUAGGGUUUCAGCGCUACACGCUUGAACCGCUCGCUAAUAAUGUGAACAGAUGGCUUUAACAAAACAUUUAUCUCAGAGCUCACAACAGUCUUUAAAGGUUUAUAAGCUACCAUUAAAAAUCAGUUUUUAAUUCUAACCCAACUCUUGCACUCUUUAUGGUCCAAAACAACAUUAGACCCCACUGACUUUCAAUGUAUGGACAAAAUAUUGUUUUUCACAGAAGAAGGAAAGUCAUGCAGAAUUUUUGGAUAACCUAUCCGUUGAACUGUUAAUUUUAGAGCUUAAUGUCAGCCUGUCAGUAGUAGCUUUCUCAAUAGCGCCUCAGAAGUGCAAAUUACACCAGCUCUCUUUCAACCACCUUCCUGAAUGCUACAGACCACAAAUCUUCACAGGCCUCACUCCCCAAACCGAGCUUUUUGUAAAGCAUUUGAAUUCCUCUCAGACCAGAUCACGGCUUAAUCCAUGGCUUUUCUCCUGCACGCGACCAAAGUUUGUGCUGCUUUCUUGAGCUCUAGUCUUCCUACGCCAUCUAACGCGCUUUGUUUGCUUCUCUCUUCUCCAUCUUCUCUCACCAUUCUUAUGUGAUCCCAACACGCUCGUCGUAUUCUUCAGAUAUUCCCAAAGCGAGUUUUUCAAUUCUGACUAUAUCUAAAGCUGUGAAUGUUGCCAGAUGUACUCCGAAGGACUGAAACCACCAAGUGCCUUUUGUCUUGCACUGACAACUUUUCCAAAGUAAUCAAAGACUAUCGAUCUCUCAAAGGUACAAAUGUUUUACUAGGAAGUACCACUUACAAGUAAUCUUGCAGUGCAUUGCUUUAUCUUUACAUGUACGGUAUAUAUUUAGUAUUUUCAUUUAGCUCUUGAGUACGUUGAAAUUGUACCUCACGUGAUAGAGGUACUAUUUAAGUUUGUAUUGUGUGUAUUGUCUUAUUAUGAGUGUUUAUAGACUUUUUAGCAGUUUGCUUUGAUAAUUUAGAGACAGUAGCAAUCAAUCAAUCAGUUUGUGUUAUGGUUUGUAAUGUUUGUUUUUUAAUCAGAUUGAGAUGACAAAUGAGUGAAACAAUAGCUCUUGGUGUUGCCUAAAAAUAUUAAUAGUAAUAAUAAAAUGCAACAGACUAUGCAAAGAAUCACUUUGCCAUUUUAGGUUUAAAUGUUUCAGUUUAAGCACAUACUGUACGCUUUUAUUGGUUGUCUCGUUUUCAGUAAAUUGCUUGAUACUGUAUAUCUUAGAUUAGUGCCUUUUAUAUACAUCAAAUGCCACUUUAGUGAGAGACCAAGUGUAAUUUGUGUGUAGAAUUGUUUUGUUCUCUCUCUAAGAGGGAAAAAAAGGGACAAAUGACGUCUUAAUAUUCUGACAUGGCCAGCACAUUUUUAAGUAUUUUUGGCCAAAGUCAAAUGUGUAACCUCUGGGUUAUGAGGUUACAUACAUCAUGUGCACAAAUAUACAGAGCAGUGAUGUAAAAACGGGAUAUUAAAGCACAUUAACCAGUAUUGUUCUUCCAAACGUACAUUAGCUGGCCAGUGCCUUGGAAAUGACUUUUAAAAUCUGUGAGCUUGGCACAGAUUUUGUAAUAUACUCCAUUUCUAAUGUUCUCUGAUGAUACAUUUGUAAAAUUGCCAUAAAUGUGGUAUCGCUGAAUGUUCCUUACAAGGUGUUAUGAAAGAAUAAAGCAUAUG